AUGUCUGCUUUAGAAGAUGCCGGUAGAUUACCAGGUAAAGCUUAUAAAGACUGUACUAUUUACACCACAUUAUCCCCAUGUAAUAUGUGUACUGGUGCUAUUUUAUUAUAUGGUAUUAAAAGAGUCGUCAUGGGUGAAAAUGUCAACUUCCAAGGUGCUGAAGAUUUAUUAAGAGCUAAUGGAGUUGAAGUUAUUAAUUUGGAUGAUAAUGAUUGUAAAGAAAUCAUGAGUAAAUUCAUUAAAGAAAGACCAACUGAUUGGAAUGAAGAUAUUGGAGAAUAG
Molecule: messenger RNA, 282 nt
Organism: Candida tropicalis MYA-3404
Lineage: Eukaryota; Fungi; Ascomycota; Pichiomycetes; Serinales; Debaryomycetaceae
Gene: FCA1
Product: cytosine deaminase
Exons: 1
Coding region: 1-282 (93 amino acids)
Biological process (GO): tRNA wobble adenosine to inosine editing
Cellular component (GO): cytoplasm; nucleus
Molecular function (GO): tRNA-specific adenosine deaminase activity; diaminohydroxyphosphoribosylaminopyrimidine deaminase activity
Source: RefSeq, a predicted model, not a curated record